Ipomoea nil (Japanese morning glory) is the source of this 1843-nucleotide messenger RNA. RefSeq names its product putative late blight resistance protein homolog R1A-3. The record is from RefSeq and is a predicted model, not a curated record. The coding region runs from base 118 to 1419 and encodes 433 amino acids. Gene Ontology annotation, molecular function: alpha-tubulin binding. Lineage: Eukaryota; Viridiplantae; Streptophyta; Magnoliopsida; Solanales; Convolvulaceae. The transcript is spliced from 2 exons. Gene Ontology annotation, biological process: protein folding.
UUGAUUCGUUUGUGGAUAGCUGAAGCAUUCAUUCCUGUAAAGGAGGGUGGAUACACCUCGGACUUAGAGCGUACAGCUGAGAAAUAUUUGGAAGAUCUCAUUGAUAGGAACCUCUUGAUGGUUUUGAAGAGAAGAGCCGAUAGUCAAAUCAAAACAUGCCGCAUUCAUGACACAUUGCACGAGUUUUGCAAAACUGAAGCAGCCCGUCAGAAUCUGUUUCGCGAAAUAAUGGAUGGAGCUAAAUGGGGCGAGGUAAUUAUAGACAAAAACACCCAUCGUCUCUGUGUCAACUCUUCAAUUAUGGAGUUCUUGAAAUCGGGGGGCAAGUCAUCUGGUGAUCAUGUUCGCUCUUUCUUAUCUUCUUGCUCCAAAGAAGUAGAAAUCCCCAACGAGUGCCUGCAAGUCAUUCCAAAAUCUUUCCCUCUUCUUAGAGUGAUGGAUGUUGAAAACCUCAAGUUCAAAGUGCUGCCUAAGCAAUUCUAUGAUCUCUUCCAUUUGAGAUUCGUAGCGGUGUCAACUGAACUCAAAAUCCUCCCCAAAAGCUUUAGCAAAUUCCAUAACAUGCAAACACUCGUGUUCAACACCACACAAAAUAGUCUUGAUGUGAAGGCAGAGAUAUGGAGUAUGCGUAAACUAAGGCAUGUGCACACCAACACAUCCAUGCAGCUGCCCCUCCCUCCAAACACCAGCAAGAAUAAUAAUAACAAUAGCAGCAGCUUGGGAAGCACAGAAAUAAAGACUCUUUCCACCAUCUCACCUUCAAGCUGCACAAGUGAAAUUCUGGACAUGACCCCUGAUCUUCAAAAGCUGGGAAUCCGAGGGAACUUAGUAGAGCUGAUGGAGAACAAGGGCGGGAUUUGUUUGUUCGACAAUAUUAAAAAACUCGACCGCCUCGAAAACCUUAAGCUCAUACACGAUGCUUUGCAAGGCAACAAAUUGCGGAGCUUCCCCGAGGCUGGGAAGUUCCCACGCAGGCUAAGGAAGAUGACCUUGUCCAACACCGCAUUUGACUGGAUGGACUUCAAUAUAUUGGCGUUACUAUAUGAGCUUGAGGUGCUAAAGCUGGAGGAGAAUGCAUUUAGAGGGGAUAUAUGCCAUGUAAGGAACGACGCCGUUUUUAGACAGCUGCAAUAUCUGCGCAUCCAGAGGGUUGAUAUAGUAUCAUGGACAGCUUCAAAAGACAGUUUUCCAGUAUUAAAAUAUCUCUUCCUCAGGAAUUGCACUCAACUCGAUGCUGUUCCACCUGCCUUUGGUCACAUAGACAGUCUUAUAUUAAUGGAAUUGUAUUGUACUAACGACAGUGCAACACAGUCUGCUCUAGAAAUACACAGGCAGCGAAGUGCAACAAGUGCUGGAUUACCAAUAUUUCAGCUCUCUAUCUAUCCUCCUUAUCGUCAGGAUGUGGUCUCCAACCACUGACUGCAUGCAUGCUAUGAAUUUCCCACUGGCGAAGAAGGCGAAUGGAGUUCUACUACAUGUACUCUCAAAUUCUACUCCCUCAUUUGUACUCCCUGAGGUGGCAAACCAGGAUUGGUUAUUUUCAACAUGUGGGUCCACAGAAAAGUGUCUACAUCAAGAACAUGUGAGAGUGAGUAUAAGUUGGGAGUAUAAAGUGGGAGUACAUCAAGUAUUUUCCAGGCGAAUGUGUGUUCCGGCCAUUUCUCCAUGUCAGAGUGUUGAAAUAAAUCUUGUUGUUUGUUUGUUUGUUAGUUUUUACCGUCUUGAGAUUUGCAUUGGUAUUUUUAUCUUUUUUUUUUUUCUUUUCUUUUAAUCAUUCUUUUAAAAGGCUGAACCCCAAAUCCUAAGGGCCCUUCACACCCGGACCCGACCGAACAUUUGGGAA